AUGAGUACCGGACCGCGGCCGUGUUCUGCCCAGCGGACGGAUCACGGAUGCGACCACCGGGACUGCCACAGGGGUCCCUUCCGCGUGGUCUUCGUCUUCACCGUCCCCAUCUACCACCAGCUGCGGUGGCCCGGUUUCACGUCGGCGUGCGUCUACUCAUUCGAGACUGGCACAUGGGGUAAACUGACCGCGAUGCGCCACACGUCUUGCUUGAUCUUCACAUUUCAUUCCAGCGUGCUCGUUGGGAGCUCUCUGCUCUACUUCAUGUCCGACAGUGGGUGGAUCUUAGAGUAUGACUUGGCCAGCCACGACCUCACUGGGUUCAACCCGCCACAUGACGGCCCCGAGCAGACAUUUAGCCUCAUGGUGGCGGAGGAUGGUGGAAUUGGAGUUAGUGAAGCCUUUUGCCUCUUCACAAUCGAUCUACAGUCGGAGCUGGUGGAGAAGGUGUGUGAUGAUCAUGGCUUCUGUAAUUUGAUUCGAGUUGUCAGCUUCUACACUCCUGUGGACUGUGGCGAAUACCAGGAUCUGCAGCCGUCGAUCCCUAGUGAGGAGGUUGGUGAUGAGGACGGGGGAGAAGAGGAGAAAACAAUAGAUGAGGCACAACAACUGCUUGACGAUGGGUCCAACACUAUCAAGGAGGGGGGCUUUGUCAACACCUUUGAAUGUGUCAGUCAUGACCUCAAUAUCAGGAGUGCUUCAAGUGAGGAAUCGGUGACGGGCACAUCCAGCGAAGAUGGCGAUGAUGGGGUCUCAAAGACCUCUGGUAGCAAUGGUGAGGAUGCUGCUUCAUCUUCAGAGGAAGGUGAUGCUGAAGAAGGGCUUUUGGACAAUUUCGAAGAGGGGAUAACUGCAACUACCAUUCAGCUCGAAGCCCAUGGCAAUGGCAUGGUAUACUUUGUUGGCGCAAGCAAGCAACGUGAUGAGCAAAUAAUCCUCGAAUCUGAGUUGAGUCAUUUUAUAGCUUCUCUCCGCAUACAAGACAAUGACCUCCUCGUCUUCAGAAGCAUGAGGAAAGAUCGCCUUGAAGUUCUUGUCCUUGACCCGAGCGGUUGUGAGAAAACUUGUUUUGCCAUGGGAAACUCUUCAAAUGCCCGAGAAGUGUGUGAAGAUCUGGUUGAGAUUGUUGAUCCACCCUCGCAUACUCUCAUUGAUUUGAGUUCUGAUGACAAUGAAUUUGUGGAAGAAGGCAGAUUUGAUGACAAUGAAGUCGUGGAAGAAGGCAUAUAUAUGACAAUGUCAAGGAGGGAGCAGAGGCCACUACGAGGCUGUCGUGCAAAAGCUCAGAAGAUGGCUUCGACAUCCUCCCCUUGUAGUAAGUCAGGUCAUGGACGCAAAGCUGGCAAGUCGAAGGAAGCCGCUUUAGAAGCUCCUAUGUCCAACAAGCCCUACAUAUUACCCGUGGACAUGAAGCUAACUAGUGACCAAGAGGAGAAAAUAAAGGAGAAAGUCCGGGCGAUUGGAUCUGAAUUCCCUGUGCUUGUGAAGGUGAUGACGAAACCUGGGAUUGAUGAGCCAACAAAGCUAGAAUUCUGCCUGGAGUAUGCUCGGGCGUGUCUCCCGCUAGAACAAACACCUAUUAUACUUGGGCUGGAGCGUAGCAAGAUGCAGUGGCCUAGCAUGCUGAAGGUCAAGAGAUAUACGGAUGGGAAGUGGAUUACCAAAUCCUGGAAGGAACUUGUCUUGCAGGCUGGGAUGAAGCCAGGAGACAUCUGCCUCGUUGAACUGGCACGCAGGAGCAACGAGAACCUCAAGAUGACGGUCCAUCUGAUCCGUGAGCGGAACCGCAGCUCUAGCUCUCAAGCAUCUUGUUAG
Messenger RNA from Triticum dicoccoides, 1815 nucleotides. RefSeq lists its product as uncharacterized. Gene Ontology annotation, molecular function: DNA binding. The coding region runs from base 1 to 1815 and encodes 604 amino acids. Lineage: Eukaryota; Viridiplantae; Streptophyta; Magnoliopsida; Poales; Poaceae. The transcript has 6 exons. The record is from RefSeq and is a predicted model, not a curated record.